UCAAACUCAAAAGUUUGAAUUAUAACGUAAAAUUAUAUUUCUUAACAUUUUAUAUUUCUAAACAACGUUGUUUCAAAUGUUCAACAAUGAAUACUAUAAAUGAUGUAACUGAUAAGGAAUUCAUUCCUUUUCUGCACAGUUUGGGCGUAGAAACUUAUAAUAAGUCUUUUGAAUGGAUGCUGCAAGAUCCUGAUUUUGGUGGUGCUUUGAAGUGGCUUUAUAGGAAUUUGGACCAUAACAAUGCCUUGACUGCUCGUGAAGAAUACAGGUUCAAAGAACUAGAGAAAAAUAAAUGUUUACUGCCCGUUGAUGAGUUGGAAACUGCAAUCUCAUCGCUACAAGAAGAGUUCGAAGGUUUGUGUCUACCAGGAGACCAGGAUGCCUUAGAGGAUAUGAAAUUAGACAUAAGUAUGCACAAUGAUAGACUGGAUAUGUUAUUAAAACAUGAAGAAAUAGUGAAUGAUUUAAUUAAACAGAAUCAUUUAAUGAAAGAUGAACUAGACAUAGAGCUGACAAAAUUAAGUGCAAAACAACAUCAGUAUAAAGAUGAUGAAAAAAGCUUGGGCGAGCAGUGCAUCACCCUUGCGGAGGAAGUGGACACUAUUGUUGAUGAUGUAUGUGAUGUUAUAGCUAACAACUUAAAAAUGGCCAGUUCUACAGAUGAGGAAAUGUCUAGCAAAUUCUUUGCAUUUGGUCCCUUUGAUGCUUACAAACAGUCUCAAUCAUUAUUUAUGUCACACUUUGACCUCUACAUCUCCAAGCGACUGACAAACAAUCAUCCGGAAAGGACUUCAGAUCAAGAUCUACAAAGAAUAUUAAAUGAAGCUGCUAGUUUGGAAGAAAGGCUAUCGGAUGUUCUAUGUACAUACAUCUCCACCAAAGCAGAGUUAUGUGGGGAGCAAGCCAAACUAGCAUUGGUUAACAAUUACAUGCUUCAUCCUAAUAGAAUAUCUGCGUGUUUAUUAGAAGUGCAAAGUUCUUUAGAAAUCCUGCAACAAGAGGAGACAAUAUUAGACCAACAGCUGCAAGAAGCUAUACUAAAGUUUGUGUCAUCUCGGACAAACCUCGCUGUGGAGACAGCGGCAAGGAGUGCACUUUGUAUUAGGAAGCAAGUUCACAGUGAUUUGGAGUUUUUAGUAGAAUGUGUCCAGCAAGCGCUGCACAUAGACAAGAUAGUGUACAGUGCGCUGCGAGCGGAGCUGUGCGCGCUGGAAGAGUUACUGCGAUUCGCCUCACAUAUGAGGACAUAUCUAGUUAAUGAUACUGAAGCCAUCAAUAAUAGGAUUGAUUCGAUGAACGAUAUCUGUAGUCAGCAAUUACUGAAACAGCGAUUGAAUACCAACAUUGUUCAGCAGACCUUAUGUACUUUGUUAUGUACUGAGAGUGCUGAUGUACUUGUAAGGGUAUAUAAUGAACUGAUAUAUAAUAUACGAAGUCUCAGUGAGGAGGUGGCUGAUGGCUUUAAGAAGAAGGAAUCCGCGAUAGCUGCGUACUGGUCUUCAACAUCGACGCUCCGCGCGUACUUGUACGACGGCAGCGGUCGCCACGUGCGGCGAGGCGGCGCCGCGCAGCUGCUGCACCGUCUUACUGAAGAAAUAGCUGCUGUCGAUGAUAAAGUGCUGGCAGCUAGCGGGACAUUUGCUACUGUUAAGAAAGAGGACAAGCACAGUUUACGUAAAUUCUGGCAGUGGUUCCUCGUGGAGCAGUCGCGACUGCUGGCCGCGCUCAGAGCGGCGCAGCCACGAGGACAUUUACCUUGAUUUCUGAUAUUUACUCUCAAAAUAAUAAUAAAUCUAGUUAUAAAUAUAGCCUAUGACGCUCGGUGAUAAUGUAGGUUUCUAAUGGUGAAAGAAUUUUUGAAAUCGAUUCAAUAAUUUUUGAGUUUAUUCGUUACAUACAAAAGUAAAAAAAA
Messenger RNA from Papilio polytes (common Mormon), 1912 nucleotides. RefSeq lists its product as uncharacterized. The transcript is spliced from 10 exons. The record is from RefSeq and is a predicted model, not a curated record. The coding region runs from base 87 to 1760 and encodes 557 amino acids. Lineage: Eukaryota; Metazoa; Arthropoda; Insecta; Lepidoptera; Papilionidae.